Messenger RNA from Heterobasidion irregulare TC 32-1, 366 nucleotides. RefSeq lists its product as uncharacterized. NCBI's taxonomy places the organism in Eukaryota, Fungi, Basidiomycota, Agaricomycetes, Russulales, Bondarzewiaceae. The annotation marks the transcript as partial. The record is from RefSeq and is a predicted model, not a curated record. The transcript has a single exon.
CGCCUGCUCUCCGUAUUACCCCCCGAGCUUCCAAGGGUCGCCGGCCUUCCCCGCCCACCCGAUCUCGCCCAACGCACCCCGUCCGCGGACGGGGACGAAGGAAUGCCGAGGCUCAAGCGGCGGCGGCCGACCAAAGGCUGGGACGGUGAAGUGGAAGCCUCCGACUCCGCCUCGGUCACGCCGCACGCGCUUCCGUCACCGCCCUCGUUCGAGAGCCUUCGGCAGGUCGUGACGACGGCGAACGCGGACGGGAGCGCGACGACGCACGUCAUCGUGCGGUGCACACUUGCGGAGCUCGCGCGCGCGACGAAUCUGCGCGUGGACGACGCGGCGUUCGCGCUGAACGAGUGCGGGCUGCUGCUUCGG